AUGACUUCGACAUUCGAUCGCUGCGUUCGAGUGGUGCUGCUUGCCGUAUUGCUGCAUCUUUGCUGCGUCGGAAGCAGUGCAACCGAAGAACCAUCUUCGACGGCCACAAACCUUACCGAACGAAAGCAUCCGCCUGGGAGCAACUCCUCUGCAAACGACGGUCCAUUUUCAGAGCUUCCGAAACCAAUCUUACGCUUUCCGAACCCCUCCACGCCAAUCCCCGACGAAACGGAAGUGUCUCCAAGAAAGCAUAAAACGCGCCGCAAGGGUGGUGGUGGUAAUGGUGGUGGUAAUGGACACCGGAGCAAGCCGAAGAAACGCAAAACGGCCAUGCAGACGGCGCUGCACUCUGCCGCCCGGAAGGGACUGGCCGCGAUGAUCGAGCUGUACGAUCGGCAGGAACCGGACAUGCUGAAGCGCGGUGCCGUUCUGGCGGCGGACGAUCCUGGAGCGCUGCUGGCUCAGUUUAGCGCCUCAAAUCAGACGGAAAUGGACGCAAAAGCCGCCUACGCGGCGCUGGUGGCGGCGAAAAAGUUCAAAGAAAGCACCAACGUCGAGUACGUGGCCAUCGGGCGACAGGCGCCACCGAAAAUUUCGCUGAAGAGAACGCCGCUGGAGAAGCUGUGCCCGUCGCGGGAGACACCACGGUGCGUUCCGGCCAGUCUGCGCUACCGGACGCACGACGGGACGUGCAACAAUGGCCAGCGACCGCGCUGGGGCUCGUCCCAGAUGCCGUUCCAUCGGUUUCUGGCCCCGGAGUACCAGGACGGCGUCGAGGGCAUACGGCGCUCCGUUACCGGUGCCAACCUUCCCUCGGCACGCUUCGUCAGCCUGGUGGUGCACGGGUCGCGCAACGAAGAAGCCCCCGUGACGAUGAUGCUCGCCCUCUGGGGUCAGCUGAUCGACCACGACGUGACGGCCACGGCUCAACCACGCAGCCUUAACGGCUCGACACCGCGUUGCUGCAGUGGCGGUGAGGAAAGCUCACACCCAUCCUGCCUCCCGAUCAAGGUGCCCCAGGACGAUCCUUGGCUGUCGCAUCUGGGCGUGCGGUGUCUAGAGUUUCUCCGGUCGGCACCGGCCCAGCGCCGCGACUGCCUGCUGUCCUGGCGCGAGCAAACCAACCAGGCCACCUCGUUCCUGGACGCGUCCUCGAUCUACUCGAGCAAUCCGCGCACCUCCGACAACGCGCGUAUCUUCCGCAGCGGGUUGCUGCUGUUCGGGCGUGGUCCCCCGCACGAGGACGUGUGCUUCCGGGCGGCGCUGGCCAACCAGUGCAUCCGACCGGGUGACAGCCGCAGCGGCGAGCAACCGGGCCUGCUGAUGAUGCACAUGAUCUGGGUGAACGAGCACAACCAGAUCGCGACGCGCCUGGCCGACCUCAACCCGCACUGGAGCGACGAGAAGGUGUACCAGGAGGGGCGCCGCAUUGUCGGGGCCCUCUUCCAGCACAUCACCUACCGCGAGUUCCUGCCGCUGGUGCUGGGCCGCGAGGUGUGCCGGCUGUUUGGGCUGGAGCUGGAGACGAGCGGCUACUACCGGGGGUACGAUGCCGCCGUCAAUCCGACCAUCGCGAACGAGUUCUCGGCGGCGGCUUUCCGCUUCGGCCAUUCGCUCAUCCAGAACACGUACAUGCGUGCCGACCGGAACCACCGCUUCAUUGCCAACAACGUUAGUCUGCACGAGGACACGGCCGAGGGCGAUUUCGGAGGACCCGGCUCGUUACACCGGCUCCUCCGGGGUAUGGUCAACCAGCGGGCCCUCAAGCGUGACGAGUUCAUCACGGCCGAGCUGACCAACCAUCUGUUUCAGACGAAAAGCUUCCCCUUCGGACUGGAUCUGGCGGCGAUCAACAUUCAGCGGGGUCGUGAUCAUGGCCUUCCGGCGUACGUCAACUGGCGCGGACCCUGUGGCCUGUCGACGGUCAAGGAUUGGCUCGACCUGGACCGCAUCAUGGGCCCGGCUUCGAUGAACCGGCUCCGGAAGGCGUACCGCACCGUGGACGACAUCGACCUGUUUGUCGGAGGGCUGGCUGAGCGGCCAGUACUGGGUGGAAUCGUGGGACCAACGUUUUCCUGCAUCAUCGCGCAGCAGUUCAGCAAUCUGCGCAAGGGUGACCGGUUCUGGUACGAAAACGGCGGCUUCGAGUCGUCCUUCACGCCGGCCCAGCUCGAGUCGAUCCGUCAGGUGGCGUUCUCGCAGGUGCUCUGCCGGGCGCUCGGCGGUGGCGGUACGCUGCAACCGUUCGUCUUCCUACCGCCAGACUUUGGCCAGAACGAGCGGUUGCCCUGCGAGUCGCGCCUGAUGGCUCCGAUCGACCUCAAUCCGUGGCUCGAGCGGGAUCCCUUCAACAACGACAAAGGAGACGACGAGGACGACGACAGCGACGAAGACGAACAGACGGACGAGGAACACGCGACGGACACGGGCAACGACCUCGACUCCGCACAGUCCACCACGAGCACGACCCGACGCCCGGCGACACUCUUGGGCCCAUCGAGCAACGUCAUCAACAAGGUAGACCUCGUGACGAACGGCAACACGGGGCUCCAGAGCCGACCGCAGCUGACCGUAGGACCGACCGUGAUCAUAAGCGACAAACUUGACCUCAAACCGACGACCUCCACUGCCACGACGACGGGCGCACAGGUGUCCACCGCGAUCGACCACAAACUGGACCUCAGGCCGACCACGAAACCGACCUCCAAACGUAAACCGACGCGCAAGCCGACUACCAAGCGACGUCCGACGCACACGGCAUCGUUGGUGAGCAACAAUUUGGACUUUUCCGGAACUCGCGCGAACACCAACGGGACCACACGACCGGAUGGGCAAGGUGCCAAGAAGAAGAAGGGCAGCAGGACGCGACGGACCGUGGACGAGGAAGAGGGACGUGGGAAUGGGUACUAUCAGACGCCGGAACCUUCGACCGACUAUAGCGACUACGACGAUGACUACUACGAUGCACAACCGCCUUACCUUGCUUACGGCUAUCACCGACCAACGACCACGACUACGACCACGACUACGACAUCCUACUAUCCGUACUACUAUUACAACACGGAACCUCCGACACCUCCAAACCCUUACUUUGACACCCGUAGACCGCAACCACUAAGGACGACGACUCCCCGACGGAGAGUCCCGGACAAACUGACACAGGUCGACAGAGACCCACAGCGACCACGGACGACCACCGCUAGAACUCCGACUCAGAGACCGUCCCACAAACCCCCACCAGCGCACCACCCUUCGCACACUUCCGUCUUUUCGGUGGACUUUAAAAGCCUUUCCCACGACGCAGGACGUAGUUUAGUAGCUCUUGGCGAUCCUUCUAACAUCCGACCAAUGAACGAAUCUGCUAACGCACUCUUCACCGGUUCGAACGGGUCUUCCACUAUCUCUUCCACUUCUGUCUCUACACGCUCUUCUACUUCCUCGGUCGUUUCUUCUUCCUCUUCUGCUUCUUUUGUCGGUGGUUCUUCACCGUCGGUCACACGCACCUUCCUUCCGACCGGCGAUCUACCUAUGAAACUAUCCGAAUCUUUCUCUACCUACGACUACGACAACGCCGACUACGACGAGACGCGACCGGACCGACUCACGCAACGACCGAACACGCACGCCACCGACGGCACAGACUUCGGUCAGCUCGAAGACCACGACGGAUACUUAAGACCGGAACAGACACACUUCGAACCACUCGUACGCGACCGUGACGUGACCGGUGCGCACACGUACCGUGACUACUGGACGCCGGACCGGACAAAGACGCGGACCUACGCCGACCAGCUGGACCCGAACGCCAGACCAUUGCACGCGGACGACGGACCGAACACUGACGUGUACCGACGUUACGCCCCGGGACAUGACGGACAGCUACUGGUGGACGAGUACUCGGACAAAUUCGUUGGACUGCUACUGGACGUGGACGGACGGGACGGGACGGCGGGUGACCAACGGGAGACGAAACGAAAGCGAAACCGACCGGAGCCACGCUCCAUCCGGGACGGGACGGACCGGGACCGGACCACACUGACCAAGCUGAAAGACAAACGACCAAACAACCACCACCGACCGAAGGUGCCGGUUCCGAAGAAACCGGCCGCCAUCUCGCUGGUUCCGUUCGUCCUGCUGACCAGCAUAGACAGACCGGACAACUGGGUGAUGUACAACUCGAAACCCUCCAAGCGGCGCAAGCCACCAAGGGCGGUGCCGCUGCUGAAGAGUGACACGUUUUCGCUGAGCGAGUUCCCGUCACCGAUCGCCGACCCGGACUAGCGGGGAAAGCGGAACAUCCGCACUAUCGUUUAACGUUUAAUCAUCAUAUAAUUAUUUAUUUAUUCAAAGCACAUUCAUGAAAAACAGCAAAUGAAGU
This is a messenger RNA of Anopheles coustani, 4378 nucleotides long. RefSeq lists its product as uncharacterized. The record is from RefSeq and is a predicted model, not a curated record. The coding region runs from base 1 to 4281 and encodes 1426 amino acids. Lineage: Eukaryota; Metazoa; Arthropoda; Insecta; Diptera; Culicidae. Gene Ontology annotation, molecular function: heme binding; peroxidase activity. Gene Ontology annotation, biological process: response to oxidative stress. The transcript has 7 exons.